Molecule: messenger RNA, 3591 nt
Organism: Cotesia congregata
Lineage: Eukaryota; Metazoa; Arthropoda; Insecta; Hymenoptera; Braconidae
Source: the annotation of a GenBank genome assembly
AUGGAAAUGAAGCCAGACUCUGAAAAUAAAAAUUAUGAUCGGAGUACAGAAACACUGGAUAAUCAUGUAGAUAUGGUUGUUAAAGCUGUUUCAAGUUGUGGUAAUGAUGAGAGUAGUUUGGAAAAUCCGCAUCAACCAUUGUCAUUAUCAUCGUCAUCAUCAUCAUCGUUACCGCCCUCAACGUCAGCUGUAUUACCUGACGCAUCAUCAGCAAGUUGUCUAGUUAAUCAUCAGAAUUCAGCGAACGAAAACAGAUGUGUAAAAAAAACGUCACAAUCUACUCAGUCGAGUGAAAGUUUUUCAAACACUCACGAUGAAGUUGAUAAUCAUAGUGUGACAAGUAUUAAUCAUCAAAAUGGCCAUUCGCCGAAUUUAUCAGUAGAUGAUAAUUAUAAUUCAGAAGUAUGCAAUGAAGAUGCAGACUCUGAAAAUAAUGAAUCAAAUAAUGUAAUUAAAAAAAAAUCAUUUGUAGAAAAUGUAUUCGAAAAUUCCACUUCAUUUUCGAGUAAUAAUUUAGAAUCAAAUUCUGUUCAUGUAAUCACAACUGCCGAGCCGAUUCGUAAAAAUAUGAUAAGAAAAAAGGAAUUUCUAAAAAGUAAUCGUCGAACGGGUAGUGAAGAUUCAUCUUUAAAUAAACCAUCCCAACAUCAGACUACGAGAAAUUGUUCAUUGGACGAUACUUUGUCUAGUUCAUCGAUCUAUGAAUCAGACGAAGCGUGUAGUUCAUCAUCACAACAUAAAAGUACUAGUGUAUCUGUGGACGAAGCAGUGUCAUUGCCAUUAGAAUUACCGGAAGCCAGUACGGAAACUGGUGUAGUUAAACAAAAACCAUUUAAAUUACCGAGUUUAAUUAAUUUGUACGAAGCAGCCGAGGCUCAACGCAUCGAGUUAGAAGCCAGUGCUAAUGCUUCUCUGGAAGUCGGUUCGUCGAAUCGAGAAGACGGAGCCCAGGCUUUAAAUUCGUACAGUAGUGAAGGAAGUAACUCUGAUACAGAGUCGCAACGUGCUGAUAUUCCACGCGGACAAGUUGCAAAAAAACGAGUAAGAAGUAUGGACGUUACGGGACUGCAAGAUCGUGUUGAGUAUUAUCAGCUGUGGCGUAGCACAGGAGGACAAUCUUCGCAACCAGAAUCAAUGUUAGACAAUGGUAUGUAUCCAAAUCCACCACCACUGCCUCCAAGAGCUGCUCAUAAAACUCUGCAUAGAAGCAAUGCCUUGCCUACGGCAACUCUUCCUACUCUAUCACGUAAACAUCUUCACAAGCAUUCCACUCCUUGUCGUCCGGAAGACUGCUUUGGUUUUGAAAUAGUUGAUGUCGAUGAAGCCGUUGCUUUAAAAACUCGAACUGCUGUUACCAAGAGCAUCGCACUGCUAAGCUCUCCGCGGCCUCACAGGCCACUAACAAGGCCCGAUCCCGGAGCAAGUAGCCAGCCAGAGUGUCCUCCUACGCCGACACACCGUCCGAAACCUUUGAGGCCUUUACCAAUGUGCCCUUCGAGCAAUCCAUCUCUCACAUCCGAGGAACCACUACCACCAUCUUGGGAAGCUCGAAUUGACAGUCACGGUCGUGUAUUUUAUAUCGACCACGUUAAUCGUACUACUACGUGGCAACGACCAGGGCAAACUCCGAGAAACACUGGCUGUGAAAUGCGUCGUCAGCAGCUUGACAGACGUUACCAAAGUGUACGUAGAACAAUAUCGCGACCUGAUAAUAUAGACCGUGAAGCUUCUGGUUCUUCAGCAUCUUCUUCUUCUGGCGCAGUGGGUAGUCAAUUAGAAAGCAAUGGUGAAAGACCGGCACCAGAGAGAAGCAACACUUCAGAACCUUUUGAUAUUGCUACUAUACCGCCUGUAUUAUUUUUAUCACGACCAGAUUUUUUCACAGUGCUUCACACGAAUAUGGACGCAAUGGAGCUCUACAACCGAAAUCCAAGCCUCAAGCAUAUGAUCAGUAAAAUACGGAGAGAUCCACUGGUGUUCCCGCGGUACGAACACAAUCGUGAUUUAGUGGCGUUAAUAAAUUUUUUUGCUGAUCCCACGAAAGAAUUGCCUCGUGGUUAUGAAUCAAAAUUAGAUAGAACAGCUAAGCGUUUUUUUAUAAGUCAUGCGAGAAAAGCUACAUCGUUUAUCGAUCCAAGGCUACCUACUGAAGCUACUUAUCCUCGAGCGCUACUCGAUGAAGCUCCUAUUCCACCACCGCGACCUCAGCAAUCAGGUAUUACGACUACACCUGAAAUCCCGGUCGCUUAUAACGAUAAAGUUGUUGCUUUUCUAAGACAACCGAAUAUAAUGGACAUUUUGAAAGAAAGACACGCAGCCUUGGGACAAAAUAUUGCUUUGAGAGAAAAAGUUAAUACUAUUAGAGUAGAAGGAUCUGCUGCUCUGCAAAGGUUGGGUCACGAUGUACCUUUAGCUUUGCUAUUAAGUUUAUUUGAGCAAGAAAUCAUGUCUUAUGUUCCGGGUAAUAUCGGAAGAUCACCCAUUGGUAGCCCUCAUGCAUCACCUGGUUUAACUCGAGCUUCUGCUCGUGCACCUGCACCUUAUCGUCGUGAUUUUGAGGCUAAACUACGUACAUUUUAUCGGAAACUUGAAAGUAAAGGAUUCGGUCAAGGUCCUGGUAAAUUGAAGUUACACAUCAGACGAGAAAAUCUUUUGGAAGAUGCAUUUACACGAAUAAUGGCUGCGUCGAAAAAGGAUUUACAAAAAGGAAAACUUGUGGUAAUAUUUGAUCAUGAAGAAGGUUUAGAUUACGGUGGACCAUCUCGAGAGUUCUUUUUUCACCUUUCUCGUGAACUUUUUAAUCCUUAUUACGGACUUUUCGAGUACUCUGCAAACGAUACGUACACUGUUCAAGUAUCGCCAAUGUCAGCAUUUGUCGACAAUUAUCACGACUGGUUUAGAUUUUCAGGAAGAGUUUUGGGCUUAGCUUUGGUACAUCAGUACUUACUUGACGCUUUUUUCACUAGGCCAUUCUAUAAAGCUUUGCUUCGAGUACCGGCAAGUUUAAGCGACUUGGAAAGUCUAGAUCAAGAAUUUCAUCAGAGUCUGAUGUGGAUUAAAGAACGUGAUAUAAGUAUUGAACCUCUUGAGUUGACGUUUUCCGUAACUGAAGAACUUUUGGGUCGUGUUGCUGAGCGUGAGCUUAAACCAGGUGGACGAAAUAUUACGGUGACGGAGAAAAAUAAAAAAGAAUAUCUUGAACGAGUUGUUAGAUGGCGAUUAGAACGAGGUGUUUCCGAACAAACAGAAUCGCUCGUUCGCGGUUUCUAUGAAGUAGUAGAUCCACGUUUAGUUUCUGUAUUUGACGCACGUGAGCUUGAGCUUGUUAUUGCCGGUGCAGCUGAGAUAGACUUAAAUGAUUGGAGAGCACACACUGAAUAUCGAAGUGGUUAUCAUGACGGUCAUCCAGUGGUUGAGUGGUUUUGGAGUAGCAUCAGUCGAUUUACCAAUGAACAACGUUUGAGAUUACUUCAAUUCGUCACGGGGACUUCUAGCAUUCCAUACGAGGGCUUUGCUGCUCUACGUGGUUCGACGGGACCAAGGAAAUUUUGUAUUGAAAAAUGGGGACGACCGAAUAGCUUACCCAGGUAA